UAUGCUUGCUUCAAAUAAAAGUUGGGCACGUAAUUUUUUUUCUGGACAACAAGGGCUUGAAGUUCAUCCAUUCUGGCACAAAUAUGACAUUCCCGGAAUAAAUCCAGCCUAUCACUAUGGUUUAGGCACUUAUAUUGGUUUCGUUUGUGUCCUGGGCACUUUGGGUAAUUUGUUAGUUCUCUACCUUUUUACUGUAACCAAAAGUCUUCGCUCUCCCUCAAAUUUGUUUAUUCUUUCGUUAGCGCUAAGCGAUGCGACUUUUUCAGCUAUCAACGGUUUCCCGCUUUUAACAAUAUCUUCCUUUUAUCGAAAAUGGAUAUUUGGGAAGUUAGCAUGUGAACUUUAUUCAAUGAUAGGAGGUAUAUGCGGAUUUGCGUCAAUAAAUGCUGUUGCUUUUAUUGCUUUUGAUCGAUUUUUCGUAAUUGCUUAUCCAUUUGAUGCAAUGAAAAAAAUGACGAAAAAGAGAGCAAUUCUUCAAAUACUAUUUUUAUGGGCUUACUCAAUAGCAUGGGCGCUUCCGCCAAUGUUUGGCUGGGGAGCUUUCAUUCCAGAAGGAUUUCAAACAAGUUGCUCUUUCGACUAUCUAACAUUAACUUUGAAUAAUAUUAGCUAUGUAUUUGCAAUGUUCACAUUUGCUUUCAUCUUGCCGGUUCUUGUCAUAAUAAUCUGCUACAUUAACAUAGUCCGGGCCGUCUCCAGCCAAGCUAAAACUAUGUCAAAAACAGCAGAAAAAAUGGGAGCAAAAACAACUAAGGAUGAUCAUAAACAAGAAAUUCGGUUAGCAAAAAUAGCUGCAGGAACUUUUACAUUAUUUCUCCUUUCGUGGUCACCUUAUGCAAUUGUUACUAUUGGAGGAAUGGCAGGUUUUCCCUGGCUAAUAACCCCUUUUUCUUGUGAAUUACCUGUAAUGUUUGCCAAAAUGUCGGCAGUUUAUAACCCUUUACUUUAUGCCCUAUCUCAUCCUAAAUUCAGAGCAGCUCUAAACGACAAAGUACCCUGGCUAACCAUUUGCUGCCCAGCCAUAGAGACUGCAGCAAAGAGUAGUCGAUCUGGAAUAAAAUCUACAACUGCAAAGCAGUCAAACGAUUCUUCAACAGCAGUUGAGAUGGAAACUGUUGUAGCUUCGACUGUCACAGCUUAG
Molecule: messenger RNA, 1141 nt
Organism: Dimorphilus gyrociliatus
Lineage: Eukaryota; Metazoa; Annelida; Polychaeta; Dinophilidae
Source: the annotation of a GenBank genome assembly